Messenger RNA from Bolinopsis microptera, 519 nucleotides. RefSeq lists its product as uncharacterized. The transcript has a single exon. Lineage: Eukaryota; Metazoa; Ctenophora; Tentaculata; Lobata; Bolinopsidae. The coding region runs from base 1 to 519 and encodes 172 amino acids. The record is from RefSeq and is a predicted model, not a curated record.
AUGAUUUGCCUCAUUGUUUUCGCACUACUUGGUACAGCCCUCUCUGCUGUUCUGGACCCUUCUCUAACCGAAUGGAGACUCUUGACUCAGAACGAAGAACGAGUCAUGUUUCCCCUAAAAGACUACAUCCUGGAGGUCAAAGCAUUCCGUCCUGAUGUCUACAACACUUACCCAUCUUAUGGCGAACUCUUCCGAACUGACAAAGCAACCACUAUGAUGAUGUUACUUCAAUCUGGAAACUGGAACAAUAAAGUCGGUCGUUUGGUGUGGAAUACCAUCAAAUACGACAGAGGAUUUGAUGUUAACGUUGAAGAAUGUAAUGCUAGAUAUCAAGCUUACAAAAGUUUCCCUGCCGGAGGGAAGAAGGAACAGAUCUGGGCAUGGAACUUCAAUCAAGAUGAUGUUGAACUGACAUGUGACGGAGAACUGCAAUACUCUCAACAUUUCGACGAGGAGAAGUUAAUCCCAGAAAACCAGGUCUGCCACAAAGCUGUCGUGCACUUGGAAAUGCUGAUGUAG